AUGUCUGCCAAAGAGGACCCUACAGCAGAGACAAAUGAGAAUGAAAUACAUGAGCUGAAUCCUUUCGCAUUGCAAGCUCAUUUCCCGCAUGGAGCCUUUGAUUUUCACAAGUUUGCCAAAGACUUGGAGGCAGAAUUCCAAGAAGUCCGCAAGCAGCUGCAGAAGGGUUACAACCCUACCAUGAGAAAUGAACACAAUAGAUUAAAGUCCUUCUUGUCCUAUACAUUUCAUUCAUCAUGGUCUUUCACAGAAAUGGCAGCUGCUGGCUUUUAUCACACGGGUGUUAAAUCCAGCGUGCAGUGUUUUUGCUGUGGAUUAGUUUUAUUUGCCAUGAAGCUUAGAUGUACCCCGAACGAACAGCACAAGAAAUUUUCUCCCACUUGUGAAUUUGUCCUGGGCAAAGAGGUGGGUAAUAUUUCAAAGUACGAUGUACGUGUUCAGAAGUUGGAGAAGAACCUAGCAGAGCACGCCUACAGGUACAGCGCGGAGGACGCAAGGCUGCAGUCCUUUGACGGAUGGCCAUUCUAUGCCCGAGGAACAAAGCCUGAUUCACUGGCCAGAGCUGGGUUUUUCUUUGCAGGCAAGAAAGAUACAGUGCAGUGUUUUGCUUGUGGUGGAUGUCUGGGAAAUUGGGAAGAUGGUGAUGAUCCUUGGAGAGAACAUGCUAAAUGGUUUCCUCAAUGUGAAUUCCUUCAAAGUAAGAAAUCAAGUGAGGAAAUUAAAAAGUACAUUGAAACCUACAGUGGAUUUGUUGGAGUGGUGGGAAGGCAUUUCACAUGUUCCCUUAUCAAGGAGAAUUUGUCUACUGCAACAGGUGAUCUCGUCUUGAACAUCUUUGAGGAUGAAGGAGUUCGACUGGACUCUUUUAAAACUUGGCCAGCAGAAGCCCGUGUUGAAGCCACUGCUCUUGCUAAAGCCGGGUUCUUCUAUACAGGAGAAGGCGAUAAGGUACAGUGCUUCAACUGUGCAGGUUGCUUACACAAAUGGGAAGAAGGUGAAGAUCCUAGGGAAGGACAUGCAAAAUGGUUCCCUGAUUCCAACUGCUUGGAGGUACUUGGAAAGUCACUGGAAGAGCACCCAGAGAGCCCGUCGACAUUACAGUCUGCACAGCAAACUCCCUGUAAAGCAAACCUUGAAGAGAAAGCAACCCUAAAUUCUGUAAGAGCUGACAUGACACUUGUUGAAAGUCAGCGUCUUCAAGAAGCAAAGAACUUGACCGAACAACUUACAAAGGCUUACAACAAUAGGAGCUUCAGCAAAUUGUCUUCCUUUGGGAACUCAAACCAUUUGGCUAUUGACUUGAAAUUACUCUAUGGGGACCUAUCAGUUGUCUCAAAGGAUAUUAAUGAUCAGCCAAUACAGCAGCUCUUUUUUCAUGAAAUUCUUGCGAACCUUAACUCCACUAUCGUGCUGGAAGGUGAAGCAGGAAGUGGAAAAACCGCAUUUCUCAGGAAAAUAGCUCUUCUUUGGGCCUCAGGCUGCUGCCCCAUUCUCAGCAGGUUUAAGUUUGUAUUUUAUCUCUCCCUGAUUCAUGCAAGAUCAGAUCAGAGCAUGGCUGAUAUUAUAUGCAAUCAACCAGUAGGAUUUGUAGGACCAUUAACAGAAACAACUCUCAGAGACGUAAUCCAGCCACUGAAAAACCAGGUCUUAUUUCUUUUGGAUGACUACAGUGAGACGAAUUCAGUGCCCCAAGCUGUACAAGAACUUAUACAAAGAAACCAUCUCUACCAGCACUGUUUGGUUGUUGCUGUCCGUACUAACAGGACGAGAGAAUUUCGCAAGUACGCAACAACCACUUUAAGCAUUGCGGAGUUCCCUCUGUCCAGCACUCUGUAUGUACUAAAGAAAUUGUUCUCCUACAACAUUGACCUUGUGGAGCAGCUUGUCUUUCAGGUGGAGUCUAAAAAGUCUAUGCAGACCAUUCUAAAGACACCACUUUUUAUGGUGUCUCUUGCUGCAUAUUGGGUACAGCACCCAAAGGGUAACAUAAUCAGUGAUAAGGCUAUUUUUAAAGCCUAUCUGCUCUAUCACUUACUAAAAUACAGUGAAGAAAGAGAACACGUACUAGCUAUGUUUUCCUCAUGUGGUGAGCUUGCCUUAACUGGUCUUUUCAAGCCAUCCUUUGAUUUCACUGAGUAUGAUCUAUCUGAAGCAGGAGUUGACAGAGAUGAAGCUGUUAGGCUGGGUUUACUGAGCAAAUUUACUGCCCAAAGGCUUCAUCCAGUUUAUAAAUUCUUUCACCCCUUGUUCCAGGAGUUUCUUGCAGGGAGAAGACUGAGUGAGCUCCUGGUUUCUGAUGAAAAAGAAAAACUGGAGAGAGGGCUGCAGUACUUGCAGCAAAUCAACACAUUUAGAAAAGUUGCUGGGCGCUAUAAUUUUUUAUUGGCUUAUACUUGCAGCUUUUCUUCCAAAGCAGUACCCCAAAUUAUAUCCUAUUUAUUUAAAUUGAUUGACUGCAAGGAGUCAUUGGAAAGCCAGUCAGAAGAUGAUGAACAUCUGCAGCACCAUUCAGACCUUCCAAUAAGAAUGUUGUUCAUUGACCAGUUAAGUUCUAUUAAUCCAAAACUGCUUCUUCCAGUUUUCAUGCAGUAUUUACUGGGCUUUGCAACUUCUGUAGCUUAUGAGAGUAAUACCAUCUCUGUGUGUGCCCCAAUCAUUCUUCAGUUCCUAAGAGGCAAAGAUAUUCACUUACAUUCAUUUUUAUCACCAAGAAAAUCUGAGUUGCAUUUUUUUCAGGAUUACCCAGAAUCGCUGUCCCUACCCAGUAGUUUUCAGAUUGCAGUACAAGGAAGUGAACACAAACAGGAAUUUAAUAUAUCUGCAAUAGGUUCUUGCUAUUCUUCACUGGAGAUGCCAACAAUUGACCGGGAUUAUGCUCCUGCAUUUACACUUUGUAAUGACAUGGCACAAAAAGUGAAAAAAGAAGAAAAAGACAUUGACACCUUCCUUUCACUGAUACGAAGACAUCUACCAGACUCCAUCAUGCGUCCUUUUGUACUUACAACAGGGAAGAUGCAGCUUUUAAAAUGUACAUUCAGCAACAUCAGUUCAUUUCAGGAAGCUGACCUCAGAAAUUUGAUGACACUGUUUUCCGUUUCGGAUUAUAUUGAACUUCAGCUGAAUAACAGUCCUGGAUUCAUAGAAGUUAUCCGACCUGCUAUUGAACAGUACAAAGAACAUUUUAAAAAAUGUAGUCUACAUCAUCUUAACUUGAGCAAAACAGAGCAAGAACUACUUCUCUCAAUGUCUUUUCUGGAAUGUCUUGAGGUAGAAGAAAAAGAAAUGCCAGAACUACUUUUUUCAAAUUUGGACAAAUUCAUCUGCCUGGAGGAACUGUCAGUGAGUCAGUGUGAGAACUGCAAUGUAUUUGAUACAAUACCUGAUGGCUUCAAAAAUCUCUGUAACAUGAAGAAAUUGUUGAUGAGCAGAAUGAAGCUUGAAAACAGCUCUAGAUUGGCUGAAUUUGUUAAGAGCUUCCAAGACCUCUCUGUUUUUCACCUGAACUGCUCCAGCUACUUCAAUCCUGAAUCCCUUCUGGCAGCAAUUUCUUCAUGCAAAAAAUUAACAGAAAUCAAGUUAACUGGGUCAUUCUUGAGAGAUCCAUAUUUGCUUUCUUUAGCUGCUGCUCUGCCCAAUUUUGUCUCUCUCAAAGUGUUGGAUCUUAAUAGCCAAUCUUUUGAUGACAAGGAAGCUUGUGAAAUGUUUGCAUACAAUUUAGGUGUUCUUCUUAACCUGGAGGAGCUCAUCCUUCCUUCAGGGAAGGGAAUAAAGUCUGCAGCCAAACUGGUUAUUCAGCAGUGUCUACACCUGACACACCUCAGAUGCUUCUCAUUUAUCACAUGUCUGGGUGAUGACAGCCUGUUAGAAAUAGCAAAGGUUGCAAACUGUGGAGGUUUCCAGCAGCUCGAAAACCUCUUGCUGUCAGCAAAUCAUGACGUUACAGAACCUGGUUGGAGAAACUUCUUUAGAACACUUGAUAACAUGCCUGCUUUAAAAGAGCUGGACAUUAGCCGCAUAUUCACACAUCAGAUCAAAGCCAGUGCACCGACAGUGACGGCGUUUGUCCAGUGUGUUUCUCGAUUGCCUGGUCUUGUGACAAUAUCAAUGCUGGGUUGGCUGCUUGAUGCAGAGGACCUUAAAAUGUUUGACAUCAUGAAGAAGGAGCAUCCCCAGGCUAGGAGUUUAAAAUUAUCUUGGCAAUGGGUCUUGCCACUUUCACCAAUUCUUCAAGACUAG
Nipponia nippon (crested ibis) is the source of this 4236-nucleotide messenger RNA. RefSeq names its product NLR family apoptosis inhibitory protein (gene NAIP). Lineage: Eukaryota; Metazoa; Chordata; Aves; Pelecaniformes; Threskiornithidae. Gene Ontology annotation, molecular function: ATP binding; cysteine-type endopeptidase inhibitor activity involved in apoptotic process. Gene Ontology annotation, cellular component: IPAF inflammasome complex. The record is from RefSeq and is a predicted model, not a curated record. Gene Ontology annotation, biological process: negative regulation of apoptotic process; defense response to bacterium; detection of bacterium.